Molecule: messenger RNA, 1629 nt
Organism: Bufo gargarizans (Asiatic toad)
Lineage: Eukaryota; Metazoa; Chordata; Amphibia; Anura; Bufonidae
Exons: 4
Coding region: 1-1629 (542 amino acids)
Source: RefSeq, a predicted model, not a curated record
AUGAGUGUAACAAACAGCGACCCAGGUAAUGGCCAGGUUUUAGCAGAUAAUCCAUCUGACCCAGAAAAGAUAAUCUCUAAGGUUAUCAAUUAUGUUUAUUCCCGUUUGAAGUUAGAUAAAAAUAUAGAUGAAUGGACUAAUGAACUGCAAGCGAGAGCCUUUGAAGAACGUUGUGAUAAGAAAAAUUCCCAAUAUUCAGAAAAGGAUCAGAGCUCCUCCAGCAUAAUUAAGUUUUUAAAUAGUACAGUAUCCAAGUUUUCCAAGAAAGGUUCGUCUCAGAUAGCCAAUCACUUAGAACUGUAUGAAUCCACUAUGGAUUCUUUAAAAUUAUACUCUGAUGCUGACCGGAUUAGGUUCCUUCCAUGGGCAUUUGAUGAUAGAUAUCGUCAUUACUUUACAUCCUUUAAGGAGAGAGGAGUACAAGAUUGGCCAAGUGUUUUGCAUGAGGUUAAAUUGGAAUUCGGACCAUACCGAACCACUACUGCUGCAAAACGGGACAUAUAUAGCCUUACGUGUAGACCCAAUCAGAGUCCCCGUGAAUUCCUCUCUGUCCUCAAAAAUGCCUAUGGGUUGGCAUAUAGAUCCCCAAAUUGGGAAUCUGAAGAAUUCAAGCAGUUAUUCUAUGAUGCUAUGCCAACCCAGAUCAAACUUAACUUAGCCAGAGAUCUGGAUAUUGAUGCUCCCUUGGAUAGGUUGGUGACGGCUGCCACCACGCUGUAUAAUAUCAGUGAGUGCCAUACAACAGGUGAGAGAAGGUUUAAAAAUUCCCCAGAGCAAAAGGUAGCUGAAGCUAAGGUAAACCCUAACUUGGGAUUUGAAAGCCAGCCACGAAGGUUCCCUCAGUCUACAGGACCUUCUCAACAAGCCCAGCAACAACAGGUAGGACCGCCCAAACAGACCAAACCCCAAAAUAAUAAUGGAUCAGAGGGGAAUAAUUCAGGUAAUGGGAAGUCUAACUACCGUCCCUAUUACAAUAACGUUCCCCAGGGAUAUAGGCCCUAUAACAAUCGAGUUUAUCAGGGUUAUAGACGUUGGGAUAAUAGGCCCAGACAACAGAGGGAAGAUAGGCAGGAAUCCUUGAAUUCACCCAGGAGUAGGUCACCUACCAAUAACCAGGGUGCCCAACAAAGCCAAAAUGUGCCCAAACCAAUCUUAUCGUUUAUUGGAAGAAGGCGUAUGAUGUCAUCAAAGAUGAUUGUCAUUAUCUACGUCAUCCUGAUCUUGGGGAAGGAGUUCCAUGCUAAGCCGAUUGCUAUGCCAAGUCCUUCAUCCGGAAUCAUGCUACAGGACACCGCGGGGUUCAUAUUGACGAACAAGAGGAUUCUAUCCCAGAAGAUCGACAUCAGCCUGGAUCCUCGUGUCUUCGUUGGAAAACAACUCAACGUGUCUGAGAUCCUGUCGCCAGAGCUCCAAUCCUGGUAUCAGAUGCAUAUCGGAUAUUUCCAAGAACGGAUUACGCAGAUCCUGGAGCAAGCAAGGAAGACCUUGACCAGAGAAGAGUUUUCUACAGACCAAAGCGAUUCAUGUUUUUGCAAUCGUAGCCGCCAUAGUCUUUGGCGUAGUGGGCGCUGUUAUUGCCACAAGUGUAACAGUCGCCAACUCCAUCUCCAUCAAGACAUUGGAACUUGA